ACUCGUCGGUCAAGUUAGCAUUCAAGUCAAGUUAGUCGCGCUGCUCAGCCAGUAACCGCUAGUCAGCCAAGGAACACGAGUGCCAUUGGGCGCGCUCUAAAAAUAUCCGCGGACUUCGGCAUGUUAAUAAAACGAGUAAAAUAACUUGACUUGUCAAUGACAAUAAGCAUGAAAGAAGAUUGUUAAGUGAUUAACAGAUUUUUACCAACAUUUUGUCGUCAGUUUUGAAGAGACGGUUUAUUUUGAAGUAAACUUGAUAUAGUAGUGAAUUCGCGGUAAUUUCCCCGUGUCGUAUUGUUUGUGAAUGGAAUCAAUGUUGCACCUAUAAAAGGAUGUUAUCGUUACGGCAUAUGGUACUAGGAAACAGUAUUUUCUAAAUUUCAUGGGAUUUGAAAGCUGGUGUGCAGUGCGUGUGUGAUGGUACGGACGCACACGGUGCUGCUGCUGGCGGUAGCACUGUGCGGCGCCGCCACCACGCUCGACUCCGAACUCGGGCUAGGCAAGGCGAUCAACAUAUUUAUGAGAUAUGGCUACCUCAGCAUCUGCAUGCGGGUGGUCCCCCGCAACGACACGGAAGGCUGGGUCUUCAGGGAGCCCACAGUCUCCGUGUUCAGGGAGGUGGAACAGUUCUCCAUCGCGCCAACUCCUCGCCACGCGAAGACACUCUUCGACGGAGACUUCCACAUGGAAUUCUGCGAUAACCUGAAGCAGUUGCUCCAGGCUUACUUUAGGGAUUUUAGCUUUGAAAGACUGGAGCGUCCAUGGCGUGCAUUCACUGCGGGCUGGCCGACGGACAUCAUGGCCAGAAACCUGGGCAUCAACUCUUCCUUCAUCAACGGAGACCAUUGCUACGUGCUCGUUAGAGUUUCCAGGUUUCGUGAAACAGCCAAAUUGAGUGACUUGCCAGGGAACAUAGCGGUAGAGGAUGUGGUCUAUGACGCGAUACAGGAGGCCAACAUAGGCGACACAGCGUCCAUCGCUGAUUUCAUUAGAAAGUACGGUUCCCACUACAUUGCGUCCUACAUCACUGGCAACUCGUUAUAUCAGGUAUUUGUGUUCUCCCGUGGCGUGUACACCAAGAUUAAAGAGCGCGUCAAAUCCCGCGGUAUCUCUGACAUACCGAUAUCUGAGAUGAACAACUUCUUCUCUCCGCUCUUCGCUGAACAUGUUGGCGCUGUCAAGGUGGCUAGUGGCAACAAAACUGUAGAAAACUGGGCGAUGAAGCGCCUAAGGGUCCACUACUACAUUUUCUCAUACCCCAGCUUACUCAAGCUGCACGGAGAACCAUCCCUACUAAGAAGUCUAGACACCUUACUAGGAAAUGAAGCCUUAUUGCAGUUAGAAUUAAAGACAUUAUCCCCUGCAUUUAAGGACGUGAAGAAGAAGAAAUGGUUUGAAGAAGUCAUAGACAAUUAUUUAAAACUUUGGGAAAGUAAUAUGUGACGUAAUGUUAGUUAAUAAUUUAGUUAAAUAGUGAAUAUUUUAUGAAGCGAGGGCGUAGUAUGAGUUUGUUAUACGUUUAACAAGAUCGAAACGAGACCGCGUUCGGCGCUCUGAUUGGUUGGUUCAUUAGAGCCGGCCAAUCACAGCGCCGUACUAAGCCCUCAGAUGUUGCAGUGAUUAGCUGUUAAUGUCAACAUUAUUUUUAAAGAAAAUGUUUGACAUAAGUAUAAGCAGGGCUGGUAAUUUCGACAUUUGGAACGAUAAAAUUCGGUUGUUAAAUCAUAAACAAGAUCAUUCGAUUUUCAACCUUACACUUCAGUUUUAGAGUUGAAAAUCGUUUAAAUACAUUUCUAACUUAGCAACCGAUUUUUAUCGUUGUCGAAACUAUCAGCCCUAUGCUAAUCCAUCUCAUUGAAACAAUGCAUAGAAGUGAUCAUUUAAGCAACUAUUAAAAAAAAACAACGAACAUAUUUAUUUUAUUGUGAAAUUUUGAAUUAAAAAUAUGUAGUUUUUAAGUACAAUAAAAUGGAAAUGUAUUCGUUUAAGAGAAAUGUGACUACUUAAUAAAUAUUAGAUUUAUCCAAAACAAACAAAUUAAUAUUAUAACUGAAUGAAAUGAAUCGAAUUUUGAACGACUUGCAUGAAUAUAAUACCCAUAUAUAAAACUGUAUUUUUGUACAUAUUAUAUUAUCACAGUGUGCCUUAUAUACUUCCAAAAUUAAUUAUUAAGAUAUUUACAAAAAUUAUAACUAAAAUUCAUGAUUACAAACAUAAAUAUGAUCUAAUGCAGGCAACGUCUUUAAAUAUUUUUCAUCACAAUUUACAAUACGUACAAAUAUUUAUUUAAUUUGAAAUGCUAAUAAAGUUAGAUUCAGAAAAAAUAUUAAUGCCUAAUCUUCCAUCUAUUACUCAAUCAACAGAAAAACUUUUUUUUUCUCUAUGAUUCUUUCAAUAGUACACAAAUCAAAAGCUAGAGGCGCUGUAAUCGUUGUUGUUAAAAAUAAUUAUUUUCUUUAGUUCAACUGUCUGCAUUGGAAUCAAAGUUUCAGUACCUUUUUAAAAGACUAUAAAAAAUCUAAUCUGUCCAUUAAUUAAACUUUUAAAAUAUUUAAAUGACAAUAAAGUAUAGUUGUAAAGUGCAAUAAGAGAUUUCGCGACGGGAUGCGAGAUCAAAAACUGUAUGCAUUUAGUUUCGAAUAAGUAGUUAAAUUAUAAGAUUUAAUCAUUAAGGUGGUGUAAAUAUUAUUAUUUCGAUAAAUUAAUUAAAGUUAUUUUGUGACUGA
Messenger RNA from Spodoptera frugiperda (fall armyworm), 2726 nucleotides. It is a transcript of the gene tsl, whose product is annotated as torso-like protein. Lineage: Eukaryota; Metazoa; Arthropoda; Insecta; Lepidoptera; Noctuidae. The coding region runs from base 418 to 1443 and encodes 341 amino acids. The transcript is spliced from 7 exons. The record is from RefSeq and is a predicted model, not a curated record.